CAUACAUAUAUAGUCAACCAUGACAGAAACACACGCCAUGAAAGCUAUACUCAAAACACUUGUUCAAAAUCCAACUCAAUUUACUUCAGAAGAUGCCGAGAAUGCCAUGCAAGAAGUCAUGGGCGGACGUGCUACUGAAAGUCAGAUCUCUGCCUUCUUGGUUGCGUUAAAACUGCAACAGAAAGACGCAGACCCAAAUAUUGUUGCUGCGUGUGCCAGAAGUAUGCGAGGAUUUGCACGUCUCGUCCCCUAUAAUGACUAUGAGCAUCUUCAAGGAGCUGUUGUAGAUAUUGUAGGUACAGGUGGUGAUGGGCAUGAUACCUAUAAUGUAUCUACAACAGCGUCUAUUGUUGCUGCUGGUGCAGGUGCAAAAGUAGCCAAGCAUGGUAACCGAGCUGCAUCAUCCAAAUCAGGUUCUGCUGAUUUAGUAGAAGCGCAUGGCUGCCAUAUUAGCCGUGUUCAACCAGAUCAUGUGGCUGGUAUUAUCGACCGAACAAACUUUUGCUUCCUCUUCUCCCAGACUUAUCAUCCAGCCAUGAAGCAUGUAGCGGCACUGCGUAAAGAGAUUGGUAUUCCCACUGUAUUUAACAUGCUUGGACCUAUGAGUAAUCCUGCUCUUCCUAUGCGUACAGUCGUCGGUGUACAUUCACCGCAAAUUGGCAAUCUAAUGGCAAAUGCACUGCAAUUGACAGGAGUAAAGGAAGCAUUGGUUGUGUGUGGAGCAGAGAAACUAGAUGAGAUCAGCCCCGCAGGAGAAACAACUUUCUGGCGUAUUCAUAAUACAGGAGAUAUUACAACUGGCACUCUUCAUCCCACCCGUGACUUUGGACUUCCUACGCAUCCCUUGUCUGAUGUCAAGGGAGGUGAUUGUCAUGAAAAUGUCUUGAUCUUGAAACAGUUGCUUUCAGGAGAACUUCCAGAGAACAAUCCUAUCCUUGAUUUUGUCCUGCUCAAUGCCUCUGCAUUAUUAGUUGUUGCUGGUGUAGCGUCUAAUUUCAAGGAUGGUGUGUCCAAAGCACGCGCUUCUAUUAAGAGCGGACAAGCGAAAAAGGUUUUGGAAGCCUUCCGACAAGAAACUCAGUGAACGAAUAGUAUUGGAUAAAGAUAAACAUUAGAAGAGAAUACCAGCAAAAAACCCAUUGCAAUUAUUCGGCUUGUUUUUCAACAAUGUUAAUUUUGGAAAAAAAAAAUCAAUAAACCGAUUUACUAGAAUAUAGUCUUUAGAAGACGCCUCU
Molecule: messenger RNA, 1235 nt
Organism: Phycomyces blakesleeanus NRRL 1555(-)
Lineage: Eukaryota; Fungi; Mucoromycota; Mucoromycetes; Mucorales; Phycomycetaceae
Exons: 4
Coding region: 20-1084 (354 amino acids)
Biological process (GO): L-tryptophan biosynthetic process
Cellular component (GO): cytosol
Molecular function (GO): anthranilate phosphoribosyltransferase activity
Source: RefSeq, a predicted model, not a curated record